Molecule: messenger RNA, 1576 nt
Organism: Paramisgurnus dabryanus
Lineage: Eukaryota; Metazoa; Chordata; Actinopteri; Cypriniformes; Cobitidae
Gene: fadd
Product: Fas (tnfrsf6)-associated via death domain
Biological process (GO): positive regulation of innate immune response; regulation of apoptotic process; extrinsic apoptotic signaling pathway
Cellular component (GO): CD95 death-inducing signaling complex
Molecular function (GO): death receptor binding; caspase binding
Source: RefSeq, a predicted model, not a curated record
UGUAACUUAACUAACUUCUUCCUAUUUGUUCAACAACGUUAUCUAACGUUAGUUGCCUCGGCUCGCACAAGCCAAAGGUAAAACUGUUACUGAAAGAGACUUUCAUUAUCAUGGGUCGCUGAUCGAGAACGCGCAGGAAUUUAAAGCGAAAGCGAUAAGCCGGGCUGCGGUUACGUCCACAUACAAACACAUCAUGGAUAACGGGGGAUUCAGAGCCAUGCUGUUAUCAAUAUCCAAUCAACUCGACGGUGAGACUUUAAGCAACUUAAAGUUUCUGUGCAAAGAAGACAUUGGGAAGAAAAAACUCGAAAAGAUCAACAAGGGAAUCGAGCUGUUCGAGUGCCUGAUCGAUAGAGCUGAGAUCGGACCUGAUAACACGGAGCUGUUGCGUUCACUUCUGACCAGAGUCGGGCAAACAGCAUUGAUUCAAAUAAUUGACGAUUAUGAGAGGGGAUCGACUGCUAAUGCCUAUGGACUGGACGCACGCGAGCGAGAAAAAAUCGAUUUAGCAACUGAAGUGAUCGCGGAGCAAGUGGGAAGAAAUUGGAAGAAAGUUGGAAGAAAACUUGGACUGAAUGACACCAAACUGGACAGCAUAGAGGACAAACACAGUCGUGAUUUAGAGGAGCAGGUGAGAGAUCUCAUUCGAGAGUGGAUGAAGAUCCAGAGAGAAAACGCUCGAGUUGAGAUCCUCAUUAAAGCUCUGCGUGACUGCAGACAGAACUAUACAGCCGAUCUCGUGGUGAAAAAACUACAAGAUGAAGGACUUUAAAAGCCACUCUUUAUCUCUACAAUACAUAGAUUUUCUUUAAAUUUCAGUUUUUUUUAAGUGGGAUUGUUAAAGGACAGCUUUGAGAUUUAUAAUGUGAAUUUCUCUUUAAAGAGCAAAUGAGCUGAAUUACAUGUUUACAAAAUUUCCUGAAUGAAUCGUGUACAGCAAUGGUGAAUAUUUGUUAAAGGGUUAGUUCACCCAAAAAGGAAAAUUCUGUCAUCAUUUUCUCAUCUUCAUGUUGUUUUAAAUCUGUAUGAAUUAUUUUAUCUUGAUGAACACAAAAGAAAAUAUUUUGAUAAAUGAUGGUAAGCACGCAGCUGAUUGACUUCCAUAGUAGGAAAAACAAAUACGAUGGAAUUCAAUGCGUACGGACAACCGUGUGCUUACCAUCAUUUAUCAAAAUGUCGUCUUUCGUGUUCACCAAAAUAAAAAAAAUUACAACAUGAGGGUGAGUAAAUGAUGACAGUAUUUUCAUUUUUGGGUGAACUAUCCCUUUAAAGAACAAAAUUCGUAGUUAUAAUUCUUCGUUUUCUAUUUGCGAUUGCACCGCAGAGGAUGAGAAAUAUUGAGAAGUGUCUUAAUAGCAACACUGGACUCGGAAGUUUCACUGACUCUUCUUUUCAAUCUCAUUUAUUGUGAUUUUUUUUGAGUGAACAGUCGAGGGAUUUUAAGAACUUUAUGCUACAUUUACAAAAAAAUAAAGGGAAUUUGGUUCAUUAUUGUAGUGUACCCUGCAGUUUAUAAUGCUACCCCUCUGUCAGAUACAGAGUUAAUAUAUGACAGUAAUAAAAUCUCUUGAACGCU